Arachis duranensis is the source of this 856-nucleotide messenger RNA. RefSeq names its product cyclin-dependent kinase F-4-like. The record is from RefSeq and is a predicted model, not a curated record. The transcript is spliced from 7 exons. Gene Ontology annotation, molecular function: ATP binding; protein serine/threonine kinase activity. Bases 1 to 786 code for a protein of 261 amino acids. Gene Ontology annotation, cellular component: nucleus; cytoplasm. NCBI's taxonomy places the organism in Eukaryota, Viridiplantae, Streptophyta, Magnoliopsida, Fabales, Fabaceae. Gene Ontology annotation, biological process: protein phosphorylation; intracellular signal transduction.
AUGAGUGAACCAGAGGGAGAAGAGGAGGAAGACAGAGAUGAGAGCGCGACUGAGAGAAUAGAGAGUGGGAGGGGGUCACCGCCGCAACGCCGCUGCAGCCGCCGCCAUUGCCGUCGUGGAGGAGGGAGUUCGGAGGAGAGAGAGAGAAAGAUGAUUCACAGACGAGAUGGAGAGAGAGGACGAAGACGCGACGCGAGAGAGAAGGAGGCUGUUCCGCCGUGCACUGUCGUCGCUCCUGGGAUUGACGAAGAGCUUCUUCAGGAAGUGGUUAAUAUGGGAUUUGACAGAAAUCAAUUGGUUGAAUCUUUAUGCAACAGGAUCCAAAAUGAGUCACUAAGAAAAAUGAACCACCCAAAUAUUGUGAAGCUAAAGGAAGUUAUUCGAGAAAGUGACAUUCUGUACUUUAUUUUUGAGUACAUGGAAUGCAACCUGUACCAACUUAUGAAAGACAGGGAGAAGAUCUUUUCUGAGGAUGAAGUUAUGAAUUGGUGUUUUCAAGUUUUCCAGGGUCUUGCUUAUAUGCACCAGCGGGGAUACUUCCACCGUGAUCUGAAGCCUAAGAACUUGCUGGUUACCAAGGAUAUCAUAAAAAUUGCUGAUUUUGGCCUAGCACGUGAGAUCAGUUCACAACCACCCUACACUGAGUAUGUCUCUACACGGUGGUAUCGUGCUCCUGAAGUGCUACUUCAAUCUUAUCUGUAUAGCUCCAAAGUUGACAUGUGGGCAAUGGGUGCUAUAAUGGCUGAACUGUUCUCUCUUCGUCCUCUUUUCCCUGGUGCCAGGUAGUCUCUCUCGCUCUCUCUCCCCCUGGUGCUAUAAACUAUUAUGAUUUUACAGCAUAGAGACCAUGACUAAU